UUUUUUUUUUUGACAAGUCAAAAAGAGUUCUACUUCAUUGUUUUCUCUCUCCUCCCGAAAUUCCAAACAGGAGCCUUUCUCUUAUUUUCUCUCUCCUCCAACCAACAAAUUUGGUCCGGUCAACAGAAGUCAAAAUCAACAACAAUCCAUCUGAUCUUGAUCAAAAUCCCCAAACCAUGUAAAAACUCCCCUCCCUUAAACCCCCAUAUUCAUCAACCUCUUCAACCACCACGAUGAUUCCUCGACCCACUCGGUUCCUCAAAUUAUUCAUCGUCUUUCUAGGGUUGGGGUUUGGCGUGGGCUACGGGGAAGCCCUGAAGGUGCCGUUCAGGGUUAAGGACGUGCUUCCGGUCCUCCCGCGCCAGAUAUCGUGGCCCGUGCUCAACAGUUUCCACAGCCCCGUUGACUUGUUGCCGUCGUACGUCGGAUCGGUCUCUCCUGCCAACGGGUCUGUUGGGUGGAAAGGCGCUUGCUUUUCCGGUAACGAAGCUCGGCUCGAGUUCACGCAGGGUGACGAUCGGGGGUUGGGAGGCGGCGUCCUUUACCUCAAGACUUCUGAAGCUCACAGCUGGACCUGUAUGGAUCUAUAUGUUUUUGCGACCCCCUACAGGGUUACCUGGGAUUUUUAUUUCUCUGCCCGGGAGCACACUCUGAAAUUUGAAUCUUGGGAGGAACCAGCAGAGCUGGAAUACGUAAAGCAACAUGGAAUCUCAGUGUUUCUUAUGCCAUCGGGAAUGCUGGGGACCUUCCUUUCCUUAGUAGAUGUUCUGCCAUUGUUUUCUAAUACUGGUUGGGGUCAGAAUGCUAAUCUAGAAUUUUUGAAGAAACGCAUGGGUGCAAACUUUGAUAAACGUUCUCAGCCUUCACGUGCAACUAUCAAUCCGGAUGAUGUUCAUUCUGGUGAUUUUUUAGCAGUAUCAAAGAUCCGUGGUAGGUGGGGUGGAUUUGAAACACUAGAGAAAUGGGUAACAGGUGCAUUUGCUGGUCACACAGCAGUUUGUUUGAAGGAUGAACUUGGAAAUCUUUGGGUUGGUGAAUCGGGACAUGAGAAUGAAAAGGGUGAAGAAAUUAUCGUGGUAAUUCCAUGGGAUGAAUGGUGGGAAUUGGCUCUUAAGGAUAGUUCCAAUCCACAAAUAGCGCUGCUGCCCUUGCAUCCAGAAGUGCGUGCUAAAUUCAAUUCUACUGCAGCAUGGGAAUAUGCUCGGAGCAUGUCAGGGAAGCCAUAUGGUUACCAUAAUAUGAUAUUUAGCUGGAUUGACACAAUUGCUGACAAUUAUCCACCUCCUAUUGAUGCUCACUUGGUCACUUCUGUCAUGUCUAUGUGGACUAGAGUGCAGCCAGCAUAUGCUGCAAAUAUGUGGAAUGAAGCUCUCAAUAAGCGGCUUGGAACUGAGGAUUUGGACUUGUAUGGAAUUCUAGCUGAGACUGAAAGGCGUGGUUGGACCUUUGAUCAAUUACUUACUAUUCCGGAACAAGAUGAGUGGGUCUACAGUGAUGGGAAAUCGACGACAUGCGUGGCCUUUAUUCUGGAAAUGUACAAAGAGGCGGGUGUCUUUCAUCCUAUUCACGAGUCCAUUCAAGUUACUGAGUUCACCAUUCGGGAUGCAUAUAUGCUGAAGAUUUUUGAGAAUAACCGAACACGCCUACCUAGUUGGUGCAACAAUGAGAUUGAUCAGCUACCGUUCUGCCAGAUUCUUGGCGAUUAUCAAAUGGAAUUGCCACAAUACAACAUCUUAGAGCCGUAUGCUAACAUGAACGAAAAUUGCCCCUCUCUACCGCCAUCUUACGAGAGGCCUGUACGUUGUUAGAGAAAACCUGAACUGAAGCUACACGUUAGUGUCCUAAAGUUCUCAAAGAGCUUUUUGCUGCUGCCAUAGCUCUUGAUACAUCAUCGGCUCUGUUACAUCAUCUUUAUUGGAGAUGUGUAAGCAAUUUGUUCUCUUCCUCGGAUUCCAGUUGAAAUAUAAGUGUCUGUCCAUAAGUUGGUAUUAUAUGUGUCUAUAUUUCCAAUUAUAAGUGUCUAUAUUUCCUACCUAGGCCUUUUGUUGUGCUCCUGAUGCAGCCUGAGCGCUGAUUGUGAAUAGAAUCAACAGACUUAGCGUCUGAUGACUUCCUACGCUUCAUAUCCUCUUGAAGUCUACGUUGUAUUAUUUACCAAUCUGGAUAUUUGUCUUAUGGAUUUACUGGCUUUUAAUCACCAAAUUGGAAAUGUUUAUGUACGCCAAGGGGUAUUUGUAUUG
Rhododendron vialii is the source of this 2240-nucleotide messenger RNA. RefSeq lists its product as uncharacterized. NCBI's taxonomy places the organism in Eukaryota, Viridiplantae, Streptophyta, Magnoliopsida, Ericales, Ericaceae. The record is from RefSeq and is a predicted model, not a curated record. The transcript has 7 exons. Bases 234 to 1808 code for a protein of 524 amino acids.